AUGAUCGUUACUAAGGUGUCAAAGGCUGGAGAACGGAAUAAGGAUCAUGGAUGCUCGAUGGAAGGAAAGGAUCACUUGAUCCAAAGCACCAAGAAAAUCAAAACCAAUGUAGAUCUGGAGGAUGAAGCCAUGGGGGAAAAAUGUGGCGAUGGAGAGAACUCAGGCGCAGAACAAAGGGAGACCAAUAGGACCAAGGAUGCUUCAAAGUCUUUCAAACAAGCAUUACUUCAAUCGCGAUUCAACGAGAAUGGGAAUGAAAAGAACUUUGAUCAUGAUGUUGACGAAUUAUCCUCUAAUAAAGUAGCCACAGAUAUGAUGAAGCUCACAAAGAAUGAGGAUGGGGAGAUAGAGGAGGAGAUAGAGGAGGAGAGGGAUGGGAUUCUUAGAGUUAAAAUACCAACAAAUUUGUUGAAAAAAAUUAGAGAGCCAUGGAGAAAAUGCUUGAUUGUGAGACUGUUGGGGAAAACCAUAGGCUAUAAGCUAUUUAUAGCAAAAAUGACUGAGAUUUGGGAACUCGAAGCUAAUUUUGAAGCCCGGAAUGGUUUCUUUAUUGUCAAGUUUGACUUGAUUGAUGAUUACAUGAAGGUAUUUACUGGAGGACCAUGGAUAGUAAUGGAUCAUUAUGUUAUAGCGAGAAAAUGGCAACAAGAUUUCAAGUUGAAUGAAGCAGAAGGGGACGCCACAACGAUAUGGGUGAGGUUCCCCACCCUGCCCUCUGAGCACUACAACGAGAAAGCCCUAUUCCAUAUUGCUAAAGUGCUAGGAACUCCAUUGAAGAUUGACAUCAACAUAGCUAUGGCAGCAUGGGGAAAAUAUGCUAGAGUCUGUGUAGAGAUGGAUCUCCAAAAGCCAUUGGUUUCCUAA
Molecule: messenger RNA, 864 nt
Organism: Camellia sinensis
Lineage: Eukaryota; Viridiplantae; Streptophyta; Magnoliopsida; Ericales; Theaceae
Source: RefSeq, a predicted model, not a curated record